ACACGUGGUACAUCGUUUUUCGAGCCGUCGGAGCAUUUGCCAUUGGAGGCCUCCCACAAGCGUUGACUCUUUGCUGUGAAUACGUUCCCGGCAGGCAGAGGGGGCGUGCCAUAUUCAUCCUGUCUGUAGUUUUUCUGGGCUCUGGGCGUCGUCAUACUUCUGUCCUUCCUCUACUUCACGCUGGAGACCUCUGAAAAUUGGAGACUCUUCCUCGCAUUCGCUUCUUUGCCCGCUGCUAUCGCCAUGGUCAUGAUGAGGUGGUUCCCAGAGAGCUUCCGUUACCUGUUGGUAAGCGAACAGUAUGUUGCAGCUGGGCACACCCUGGCGGAAAUGGCUUUAACAAACAGAAAGGACCUUCCUAGAGGAUCCCUAAAUCCCUUAGUCGACAGGAAAAGGAGAGGUCGACCAGGUCUUCUCUUCACCGAAGGUCAACUGAAGAGCACACUUCUUUUUAUGUACAUGGGGGUUGCUACAGGAGUUGCGUACUACGGCUUAGACAUGAUGACGCCGCAUCUAACUCGUUACGGAACUCAAAAUAUUACAGACAUGAAUUACACAACCGACAACUUUCUCAGCGACAGAUUUCUUCCCAUAUCCUGCCUGAAAGGAAUGGAAACAACAGAAUUUAUAGAAAUCUUGUGGACGAAUGCGCUGGAUUUCCCAGGUUUUCUCAUCUUCUUCAUCUUGGUGGAUGUCAUCGACAGGAAAAUAUUGCUGUCCGCAUCUUGCCUGCUCUGUUCACUCUUCACGUUUCUGUUGCUUCUCCCGACGAGCGACCCCAUUAUGCCCAUUGCCUUCUUCUUCUGUGCCAGGACGCUUCUCAUCAGCCAGUUCGACAUGCUCCUACUUAUGACGGCAGAAGCAUUUCCCACUACUCAGAGAGGACUAUCUGUUGGUUUGGAGACAGCUACAUAUUAUCUAGGGCAACUGAUUAGUUCAUAUGCAGUUCAGGGUUUAUUAAUCAACAAUUUCAUCUUGCCAGUGAGUUUCAUAGGAAUUCUUAUGUUCUUCAGUGCAGUGUCAUCAGCUUGCCUUACGUGGGAAACCAGAGGCCUCGAACUCCAGGAUGUGCUGAAAUUCAAAUAAAAGGAAAUUUGCCGGCCAUAGCAGCUAUAAAAGAACGUAAACAGUUGGACGAAGACGCAUUAAAUGCUAACACUUGCGGACGGAUGAUACUUGAAAAUUGAUACACGGAAAGAAAUGUUUUAUUUUAUCGCAGCAAC
Messenger RNA from Uloborus diversus, 1223 nucleotides. Its product is annotated as synaptic vesicle 2-related protein-like. Bases 244 to 1086 code for a protein of 280 amino acids. The transcript is spliced from 11 exons. The record is from RefSeq and is a predicted model, not a curated record. NCBI's taxonomy places the organism in Eukaryota, Metazoa, Arthropoda, Arachnida, Araneae, Uloboridae.